AUGUCUGCAAAGCUCACGUCUGGUGCGAUCCUCCCCGAUCUCGCGCACGAGAAGGAUCAGCUCAUCCUGAACGACCUCUUCGCAGCUGAUCUCUCCCACUUCUCCCGCUUCUCCAAGGAAUACACCGCUGCCUCCGACCCUACCAACAAUUUCCUUCUCGAUUACUCCAAGAGCCGAAUCACCCAGCCUAUUUUCGUAACUCUCUUCAACCUCAUUCGCAAAGCCAGUGUCGAGCAGGUCCACGGCAAGGUGUUCAUCGCGCCUCCCCCACGUCGCAAAGCACUUUGUUGCCCUCUCAGAACGAAGGAGAAGGUGGUCAAUGUGUUCGAUAUUGCAAAGGAGAACAUGUUCGGCUUCUGGGACUGGGUUGGCGGCUGCUAUAGCUUCUGGAGCGCGAUCGGCCUCUCGAUCACGCUUGUGAUCGGGUAUGAACACUAUGAGGCUCGCCUUUGCGGCGCGCACGACAUAGACGCUCACUUCCUCACCGCACCACUCGAGAAGAACCUGCCCGUGCUCCUCGCUGUCAUUGGGCUCUGGUACAACAAUUUGCGCACAGACGUACGCGCGGCUCCGUACGACCAGCACACGCACAAAUGUGCAGACUACUUACAUUCUUGCGACAUGAAGUCUAGCGGUAAGGUCAUCACCAAGGGCAGCAAGCGUGUUGACUAUCAGACCAUCCUGGUUAUUUGGAGCGUGGCCAGCACGAAUGGGCAGCACUCAUUCUACCAGCUGCUGCACCAGGGUACAAAUAUUGUCCCGGCAGACUUCCUAGCCCCUGGGAUGUCGCACAAUCCGCUCCGUGGCUCCCUGCACCGCCGCAUCCUGCUCAGUAACUACUUCGUGCAGUCCAAGGCGCUGGUGUUCGGCAAGACCGAGGAGCAGGUCUGCCGGGAGGUAGGCUCGGGAGCGAACGAGGCGCUUAUGAAGAGUAAGGUUGUCGAGGGCAGCCGACCGAGCAACAGCAUCUUCUUCCCGCUACUCAGGCCCGCGACGCUAGCUCAUCGUUCUCUACGAGCCCAAGAUCUGCACACAGGGCAUCAUCUGGGGCAUCAACUCGUUUAG
This is a messenger RNA of Heterobasidion irregulare TC 32-1, 1065 nucleotides long. RefSeq lists its product as uncharacterized. Gene Ontology annotation, molecular function: monosaccharide binding; glucose-6-phosphate isomerase activity; carbohydrate derivative binding. NCBI's taxonomy places the organism in Eukaryota, Fungi, Basidiomycota, Agaricomycetes, Russulales, Bondarzewiaceae. The record is from RefSeq and is a predicted model, not a curated record. Gene Ontology annotation, biological process: glycolytic process; gluconeogenesis; glucose 6-phosphate metabolic process. Bases 1 to 1065 code for a protein of 354 amino acids. Gene Ontology annotation, cellular component: cytosol. The transcript is spliced from 6 exons.